UAAUCCACCUGGGAGGAUGCUAGAGUCUGAUUGUUAAGCAACAAAAUGACGCGUGCGCAGCUAUGGCGCAAAACAGAUGGGGUUGGCUUAGAUUGACAUGUAAACUUUUAUUUUGUCUUCAAUGUUUAUUGAAAACGAAUACAUUUUCACGAUGAGCACUCAAAUCCAUCGUUAGUUGUUGGUUAGCUAUCUAGCAUAUACGUAACGUCAAAAUACCUCAAGACAUGGUAUCAAGAACAAGAUGAAACGAGCCACCUACGAUUCUCCACAAGCCCCAUUUGAAGCGUGCGCAUCGUUUGACCUCUUCAGAGUUGAGAUAUUGUUCAAUGGAAGGAAACACUUUGUGCUCAGAAGACACAGUGAAUUCCAGACCCUGCACAGAAAGCUGAAGAAGAUUCUGCAUCCCCCAGACUUCCCCAGCAAGAGGAGCACCCAUCUGAGAACCAAGCCUCUUGAGCAGAGGAGGCAGCAGCUGGAGGACUACAUUCAGGAUAUAAUUUACCAGUAUGAAGAAGUCCCUCAGGUGCUGCUGGACUUCCUGCAUGUGAAACAUUUCCACUCUGGGAACAAAAUAAGCAGCCUUGAAUCAUUUGAUGAUAGUGACCCUCAGGGAUAUGGCUGUCAGCUGCAGCAUCAGCGUGUGGUGGGAUUCUGUCGUGACCCCUAUCUCCUGGAGUCCCCCUCAGAUCUGCCGGACAUCGUCACGGAUGGGGUCCUGCAGGGCUUGUACCCCCGAGACAUCCGUGUCAGCUUCACAGCCUGCACAAAACCCAGCCUCCCAGAGAGACCCAGUCUGGCUCCAGCGAUUCCCUCUAUAUAGUGGCAGCCCAUGCAGAAGUCCUGACACUCGGAUCUGUGGAUUUUUAAAAUGGCCUUGAUAGUAAUUUGGAUGAAUGUCAUGUCUGAAUCAGCAACCAAUGGAGGCCCAUUUGCUUGUAUAGUACCAUACAAUAGAACAUGUUUGUUACUCUGGGUGCUUGCAAUAAUAAAUAGUGUUUAACAUGUUUUUUUUUUUUUUAAAUGACAACGCCAUCUCUGUACCCCACACAUCUGUAAGGUCCCUCAGUCGAGCAGUGAAUUUCAAACACAGAUUCAACCACAAAGACCAGGGAGGUUUUCCAAUGGUUUGCUAGGAAGGACACCUAUUGAAUGUCCCUUUGAGCAUGGGGAAGUUAUUAAUUACACUUAGGAUGGUGUAUCAAAGAUACAAGCGUCCUUCCUAACUCUGAGGAAGGAAACCGCUCAGAGAUUUCCUCAUGUGGCCAAUGGUGACUUUAAACCCGUUAAGAGUUUAAUGACUAAUACUAACCUAAUUGAAAGAGUGAAAAGAAAGAAGCCUGUACAGAAUAAAAAAUAUUCCUAAACAUG
Molecule: messenger RNA, 1368 nt
Organism: Oncorhynchus keta (chum salmon)
Lineage: Eukaryota; Metazoa; Chordata; Actinopteri; Salmoniformes; Salmonidae
Gene: snx22
Product: sorting nexin 22
Exons: 7
Coding region: 242-820 (192 amino acids)
Molecular function (GO): phosphatidylinositol phosphate binding
Source: RefSeq, a predicted model, not a curated record